This is a messenger RNA of Budorcas taxicolor (takin), 2247 nucleotides long. RefSeq names its product ribosomal protein S6 kinase B1 (gene RPS6KB1). NCBI's taxonomy places the organism in Eukaryota, Metazoa, Chordata, Mammalia, Artiodactyla, Bovidae. The record is from RefSeq and is a predicted model, not a curated record. Gene Ontology annotation, molecular function: protein serine/threonine kinase activity; ATP binding. The transcript has 15 exons. Gene Ontology annotation, biological process: protein phosphorylation; signal transduction; cellular response to insulin stimulus. Bases 39 to 1616 code for a protein of 525 amino acids.
GCGGCAGCGGCGGCGGUGGCUGCGGCGGGUCCGGGCCCAUGAGGCGACGACGGAGGCGGGACGGUUUCUACCCAGCGCCGGACUUCCGAGACAGGGAAGCUGAGGACAUGGCAGGGGUGUUUGACAUAGACCUGGACCAGCCGGAGGACGCGGGCUCUGAGGAUGAGCUGGAGGAGGGGGGUCAGUUAAAUGAAAGCAUGGACCAUGGGGGAGUUGGACCAUAUGAACUUGGCAUGGAGCAUUGUGAGAAAUUUGAAAUCUCAGAAACUAGUGUGAACAGAGGGCCAGAAAAAAUCAGACCAGAAUGUUUUGAGCUACUUCGAGUACUUGGUAAAGGGGGCUAUGGAAAGGUUUUUCAAGUACGAAAAGUAACAGGAGCAAAUACCGGGAAAAUAUUUGCCAUGAAGGUGCUUAAAAAGGCAAUGAUAGUAAGAAAUGCUAAAGAUACAGCUCAUACAAAAGCAGAACGGAAUAUUCUGGAGGAAGUAAAGCAUCCUUUCAUUGUGGAUUUAAUUUAUGCCUUUCAGACCGGUGGAAAACUCUACCUCAUCCUUGAGUAUCUCAGCGGAGGAGAAUUAUUUAUGCAGUUAGAAAGAGAAGGAAUAUUUAUGGAAGACACAGCCUGCUUUUACUUGGCAGAAAUCUCCAUGGCUUUGGGGCAUUUACAUCAAAAGGGGAUCAUCUACAGAGACCUGAAGCCGGAGAAUAUCAUGCUUAAUCACCAAGGUCACGUCAAACUAACAGAUUUUGGACUAUGCAAAGAAUCUAUUCAUGACGGAACAGUCACACACACCUUUUGUGGAACAAUAGAAUACAUGGCCCCUGAGAUCUUGAUGAGAAGUGGCCACAAUCGUGCUGUGGAUUGGUGGAGUUUGGGAGCAUUAAUGUAUGACAUGCUGACUGGAGCACCCCCGUUCACUGGGGAGAAUAGAAAGAAAACAAUUGACAAAAUCCUCAAAUGUAAACUCAAUUUGCCUCCCUACCUCACGCAAGAAGCCAGAGAUCUGCUUAAAAAGCUGCUGAAAAGAAAUGCUGCUUCUCGUCUUGGAGCUGGUCCUGGGGAUGCUGGAGAAGUUCAAGCUCAUCCAUUCUUCAGACAUAUUAACUGGGAAGAACUGCUGGCUCGGAAGGUGGAGCCCCCCUUCAAACCUCUUUUGCAAUCAGAAGAGGAUGUGAGUCAGUUUGAUUCCAAGUUUACACGUCAGACACCUGUUGACAGCCCAGAUGACUCAGCUCUCAGUGAAAGUGCCAACCAGGUCUUUCUGGGUUUUACAUAUGUGGCUCCAUCUGUACUUGAAAGCGUGAAAGAAAAGUUUUCCUUUGAACCAAAAAUCCGAUCCCCUCGAAGAUUUAUUGGCAGCCCACGAACACCUGUCAGCCCAGUCAAAUUUUCUCCUGGGGAUUUCUGGGGAAGAGGUGCUUCAGCCAGCACGGCAAAUCCGCAGACGCCUGUGGAAUACCCCAUGGAGACAAGUGGGAUAGAGCAGAUGGACGUGACAAUGAGCGGGGAGGCUUCAGCACCGCUUCCAAUACGACAGCCAAACUCCGGACCGUACAAAAAGCAAGCUUUUCCCAUGAUCUCCAAACGACCAGAGCACCUGCGUAUGAAUCUAUGACAGAACAAUGCUUUUAAUGAAUUGAAGGCAAAAAAGGUGGGGAGGGGAUGUGUGAGCAUCCUGCAGGGUGAAACAAGAAGACUCAAAUGACAGUCUCGAAGAGUCAGUGUCAUGACAUAGAACACUUUGGACAGAGGAAAAUUAAACAUGGAUUUUAAAAAAUCAAUCAAUGGUGCAAAAAAACUUAAGUGAAAAUGGCGGAACUCUUAGGCACAUCAAUUAAUUGAUUCCUAGCAACAUCGUCUCAACCUAUCAAGGAUUUUCAUGUUGAUGGCUCGAAACUGACAGUAUUAAGGGUAGGAUGUUGCUUCUGAAUCACUGUUGAGUCCUGAUCAUGUCGAAGAAGGGUUAUCCUUCCAUUAGGCAAAGUAUGAAUUUGCCUAUAAUACUUGCAACUAAGGACAAAUUAGCAUGCAAGCUUGGUUAAACUUUCCAGCAACAUGGAAUCAAAGAUGAAAAAAAACUUAUCAAUUGAUGUUUUACGUGCAAACAACCUGAAUCUUUUUUUUAUAUAAAUAUAUAUUUUUCAAAUAGAUUUUUGAUUCAGCUCAUUAUGAGAAACAUCCCAAACUUUAAAAAUGCGAAAUUAUUGGUUGGUGUGAAGAAAGCCAGACAACUUCUGUUUCUUCUC